ACACAUCCAAAAUCCCUUUCAUUAGAUCUCUCCCUCCCAUCACUCCCUUUUAUUGCUCACAAUUGCCUUACAAAAGGGGGGGUUGGGAAAGAGGGCAAAAAAGGAGGAAAGGACAAAGAGGUCAAGCGAAAUCCCAAACACUCCCCUCAAAACAAAGAAAAUACUGGGUGGUCGAAGAUAGCUGAUGGGUCUGCUUUAGAUCGAUUCAAAACCCCUCAAAAGCUUCAAACAAACGGGUUUUGUAACGAUUAUGUUGGUUGUGUUGAAGAAGACAAGCUUCGUUGUUUGUUCAAUCAUUUCUUGUGUACUUUACUCAAACAGAACUCUGGGAGUGAUUGUUUUAGGCCUUUGCCUCCAAUGCUUGGAGAUGAGAAAUCAGUUGACUUGUUCAAGCUAUACUUGGUAGUGAGAGAGAGAGGUGGGUAUGAGUCGGUUUCCACAAAUGGGUUGUGGGAUUGGGUGGCCGAAGAGUCUGGGUUGGGUUCUGGUGUUGGUUCUGCUGUGAAAUUGAUCUACAUCAAGUAUUUAGAUAGUUUGGAUAGAUGUUUACAGAGAAUUGUUAGGGAUAGUGGUGCAGAUCUGAGUGCUUGUUUAAUGGAGCUAGAGCGAGAGUUUCGAGAGGUUUCAUCGGAAAUUUUGGAUACAAAGAAGAAAGAUGAAGAAUACCCAUAUUUGGAUUUGGAAAAGAGUCACUUGAAUUCUACAAAUGUUGGAAAAUUGCGCAAUGACGAUGAGGUUCCAAGUUCCAUAGCUUCCAAUGAAGCUAGGAAAAAUGUGGAAGACCCACGAAAUAUGUCUGAAGGCAAAGAUAGCAUGAUUUCUGAUUCCACUGUUGUUACAGAGGAGGUUUCUAAUAGGAAGAGAAGGCGGGAGUGUUGCCGAGGAAUGCUGGAUUGGGUUGUUGAGGUUGCAAAGGAUCCUUGUGAUCCAGAAGUUGGAUCCUUACCAGAAAAGUUUCAGUGGAAGUCUUAUGGGAGUGAGCAGUUAUGGAAGCAGGUUUUGUUGGCCCGGGAGGCAAUGUUUCUGAAAAGAAGUUUUGAUAUAAGUGCUGAUCAAUCAAUUUCAAAUUGGGUGGUAUGUUUUAAAAACUCUUGUUUCAUAAGUACAUUGCACCCAUGAUGAUUUGUUAUGCAUUUCAAGCAGGAUCUCGUUUGUUUCACUGUUCGCCAGUACCUUUAAAUAGGUUAGGGCCCCGAGGCUGCAUUCCAUGGUAUCAUGGUGUGUUGCAAGGCGUUGAAUAAUCCUUAUGCAAUGAGCUUAUUAGUUUACUAAAACAUGCUUGUACACUAGGCCUUUACUUGAUUGUAUAUUGUCUCAACAAAUUACUUUGCUUGCCCGCGUAAGCCAUAUUUCAUCUUUGUUUAAUGGUCGGGGUCCAUUUUCUAAUAACUUAAGUUUUUUAGACAAUUGGUGAUUGAACAUGGUAGAUGAUGAAGGACUUGGUUUCAAGUCUCUCUGUUUGCAUUUGGUCUCCCUUUGCG
Messenger RNA from Camellia sinensis, 1481 nucleotides. The record is from RefSeq and is a predicted model, not a curated record. NCBI's taxonomy places the organism in Eukaryota, Viridiplantae, Streptophyta, Magnoliopsida, Ericales, Theaceae.